Messenger RNA from Patiria miniata (bat star), 1104 nucleotides. Its product is annotated as transmembrane protein 79-like. NCBI's taxonomy places the organism in Eukaryota, Metazoa, Echinodermata, Asteroidea, Valvatida, Asterinidae. Gene Ontology annotation, biological process: regulated exocytosis. The transcript has 3 exons. The record is from RefSeq and is a predicted model, not a curated record. Bases 1 to 615 code for a protein of 204 amino acids. Gene Ontology annotation, cellular component: trans-Golgi network membrane; lysosomal membrane.
AUGUUUUACACUGUCCUGACUCACGGAUGUGAUUUAACUGUAGCCAUGGCGACCGUUACCAAGCAACAAGGUCAGAGGUUUGUGCGUUUUUUCGGAAGCCUUGGUGUUGGGUUCAGCCUGGUUACGGUUUACGUUGGUAUGAACUACGUUCCCAUUGAUGUGCCUGACUUGAGCAACGUGUCUGAUCGAAUGGUGUUUGCCUGCCGAUGGCUCGUGUUGUCUCUUUUGCCACUGUUAUGUUGCGUCUUCAUCGUGGCAAGCACUCGGUUUGCCAACAUUCAGACGGCGGGUAUCAACCCGUCUCUCCCAAGAUCUGAACAAAUCGUCGGAAUGAAACAACGUGUCCUUCAGAACACCUUGGAACAAACGGUGCUUCAUGUGGCAGCUGUAUUGGCUCUGAGCACCUACCUAGAGGGCACCAGCCUCAAACUCGUCCCGAUCUCCGUUUUCUUGUUCCUCUGUGGGCGAGUCACAUUCUACGUUGGCUAUCUAGCAACUGAUUAUACACUGUAUCGCGCAUUUGGCUUUUCUACCACGUUUUUUAACAAUAUCAUGGUCAUUGGUUAUUGUUUGUAUUGUCUGUUUACUGGUGGGGCUAGUGUGGGGUUUCUGUAAUCGACGCAAUCGCGUUUGUAUCAUCAUUGUCGACAUUUUAAAGUCUAGAUGCAAAUUAUCGCAAAACGAUACCAAUUAUACAUUUUAAAAAGGCAAGGAAAUGCAAUUUUAAUCAAUUUCAAAACGAAUCAAAGUUUGCAUGACAUCAUGGUGAUGAUGUUUACAAAAUGAACAUAAUUCGAAACUGAAAAGUCAAACGUGUCACUUAUUUUAGUUUUACCUUUUAUUUGCAGUUAUGACAUCAUUUAAUCUGAGCUUUGAAUAUUACACAUAAUUAUCGAAAAAUUGUUGCAUUUUGGCUGCGACUUUGGAGGAAAUAAAUCCUGUCGCUGAAAACAUAAUUUACUUUGAACCAAAUUAAACGCAGAUACAUUUGCAAAUACAAGACGAUUUUGUUUUGGGCGUUUUGUGCUAUUUUGCUUGUACAUUGCAGCACAAAAAUGGUUCCAAUGACCGAUGAAGUUGAAUAAACUGAGUGACAAGAACCAA